Caretta caretta (loggerhead turtle) is the source of this 1509-nucleotide messenger RNA. RefSeq names its product zinc finger HIT-type containing 2 (gene ZNHIT2). The record is from RefSeq and is a predicted model, not a curated record. Lineage: Eukaryota; Metazoa; Chordata; Testudines; Cheloniidae.
AUGCCCGAGCGGUGGCGGAAAUGUCCGAGCGCUGCCAAGAUGGAGGCGGCUGAGCCCUGCGGCCUGUGUCUGCGGGAGCGGGCCGCCUACACGUGCCCCCGCUGUAACGUGCGUUUCUGUUCGGUGCCCUGUUACCAAGGCCACGGGGCCUGCGCCGAGGCUUUCCACCGCCGGCAGCUGCUGCUCCGGCUCCAGGGCCAGCGGGGGGACCCGGCCUCCCGAACCCGCCUGAAAGAAGCCCUGCUCCGGCUGCGGGAGCUACGCGAGCUCGGGGAUGCGGAGCCCCAGCUAGACCGCGACCCUGAGGACCAGGACGACGGUCUGUGGGAGCGGCUCAGUCCGGCCGAAAAGGCCGCCUUUCAGCGCCUGCUAAGCAGCGGGGAGAUUGGAGCCUUUCUGCCCCCGUGGAGGCCCUGGUGGUGGGGAUGGGGCCGGGGGCUGGUCCAGGAGCUGGGGGGUGCUGAGGGUGCCCAACCCCCUGCUGUCCAGAAGCCAGAGAAGAAGACCCCAAGCUCGGCACCCAUCCACCAGCCACUGGUACCCCAAGGUGCUUCCCCCCCCAUGGGCACCCAGCAGCCACAGGCGAGCUCAAGUAUGGCACCCACCCAGCAACCUGAAGAAAUGCCAAGCCCAGUUCCUGCUGUGCCUGCAUCCGUUCCACCACUGAGCUCCCUGACCUGCAGCCCAGCCUCACCCCUGGUGUGUUUCCAGCUGCCUAAUGUCCUUUAUGCCUACGUCUUCGCCCUCACCCUCUACAAUGGGGACUUGAGUGAAGAUGAGCUGCUGCCUGAGUUCUCUGACAUGGUCCUGGAUGUCGCUGGGGCAUUGGGUGCCAAGCAGGUCUUCCACUCCACAGCAGAGGCGCUGCAGGCUUCCCUCCAGGCAGUGACAGCCAGCCGGUACCCUGAGUGCCCCCUGGGGAAUGCAGGUGCUAUGAUGGCAGUGGCCCAGAUCCUGAUGGGGGAGAAUCAAGCCAUGCAGAAAGGCUACAGCCUGGCAGCCCUCUCCCAUCUUGCCAGGCUGCUGGGCAAGGCCAAGAAACUGGUGCCAACAGAGAAACGGCCCAGGGUGUAUGGCGCCAAGAAGAAGUGUGAUUUUCUGCUCUCCUGGGUCAAUGAGAACCAGGAAUCUUUGACUGUCCUGGCCCUAGAGGUGCAAAGGGAAUAUAAAACCCAUUUGGAGGCAGUCAAAGAAGUAGAUGUAGUUACCAAAGAACUGCAGAAGAUGUGGGGUGGGAAACUGCCCCCUGCAAAAAAGCCAUUGAUCGAGGAGUUGGACUGAUGGCUGGAACUUAGUCAUCCCUAAAACCUUCCACACUUAAAACAUUGGGGGAUUUGAGUGGAAUUGGACCCAUUUAGAGACCAGAUUAUUUUUUUAAGUGGGAAAAACUGAAUGAACCCUCUCUUGGUGAAUAGCUAUUUUAGAUAAAUCCACCACACUGAGUCUUGGCACAAAUGUUGAUCUGGUUUCUAGGGAGUUGACCUGUUGCAAUAAAAAGAGCAAAGCAGC